Molecule: messenger RNA, 1094 nt
Organism: Hansenula anomala
Lineage: Eukaryota; Fungi; Ascomycota; Saccharomycetes; Phaffomycetales; Wickerhamomycetaceae
Exons: 1
Coding region: 1-1044 (347 amino acids)
Source: RefSeq, a predicted model, not a curated record
AUGGGCAUCAGCGGUGAUGCUAUUCUUGACGAUGGACUUCCUGAUCUGGGUGAUCGCAGACACAAGAACCUAUUGAAGAAGAACAAGAGAAAGGCGGUUAAUGGUGAUGAUAGUAAAGAAGAUGAUGGUCAAGAGGAUGAUGGGCUGGAACUUCUGGGGUUUGAAGUGAUGGAUUCAGAAGAUGAUUCAGAUGAUGCUGAGGAUCCGUUCAAAUUGGUUCAAAGAAAACGAGCCGCCACGUCAAUUGUUGAUGAAGGUUUUAACUCAAGGAGAGUUAUUAAAAGAUCCAAAACAGAUCCUGGUGAAUCCAAGAAGAAAAAGAAAGAUCUUUUGAGUGUAUUACUUCCAGAUAAUGUCGACAGUUCGACAAUAGAGAAGGAUUUCAGUAUAAUACAAGAAUCAACCCAGAUGACCUCGAUGGUUUCACAUGGUGACCAUAAAGAGGAUGACAACAAUUCAUUGAAAGCAGAAGAUUUGAAAAGUGUUUUGGAAGAUGAUGAAAAUGCUUCAGAGCACACAAAUGAUGAAAGUGAAGGAUCUCAAGAUAUAGUGCUAGAAAAAAUUGAAGUCUACGACGUUGCAGGGAGUAAAGGCUGGUAUGAGAAGAACUUGGAUAGUGGGAAGGGAAUGGCUGUUUAUAAGAAAGAACAACAAGAUUCACAUGACGAACAGAAGGAUGAAAGAGUGAAUGUUGUUGCCAAGAAGGUGGAGGAAGAAAAUUCACUUGAAAUACUGGAUGCUGAAGCCUUCAACAAGAAAGAAAAUGUUCAAAUGGACAAUAGUGUACCAACAGACCUAAGUGAAGAACCAAAUACCAUCAAAGAAAAUAAUACUGAAGCUAACGACUCUCAACCUGAUCUUGAAAAGGACAGUCUUUCAGCCGCUGUAACAACAUCAAAGAAAGGAACCACCACUACUAGACCCACAAAGAGAAAAUCUACACUAGCUGAACUUUGCGCUAAAAAAACACCAAUUCCAUAUCGUGUUGGUUUAUCUAAACGAGCCAAUAUCAACCACCUUCAUUCAUAUCUCUCAAAGAAAUAAUUAUUGUGACCUAUGACCAACUUUUGCUAUGACUUCUAAUGACUAAUGAC